GUUUCCGGCGGUCGCGCGCUCUUUUCUCGGGACGGGAGAGGCCGUGUAGCGUCGCCGUUACUCCGAGGAGAUACCAGUCGGUAGAGGAGAAGUCGAGGUUAGAGGGAACUGGGAGGCACUUUGCUGUCUGCAAUCGAAGUUGAGAGGCCCAGUAUUUAGGCGACAGUGAAUUUAUUACUCUGAAGAGGGUUCUGCACAUAUUUCCAAAUUAUAUUGGUGGUCAUCAGAAGUAGGUGAUAGGAAGAAAUACUUCUCAAGGGUGCAAAAAUGCAGAGUAAUAAAACUUUUAACUUGGAGAAGCAAAACCAUACUCCAAGAAAGCAUCAUCAACAUCACCACCAGCAGCAGCACCACCAGCAGCAACAGCAGCAGCCGCCACCACCGCCAAUACCUGCAAAUGGGCAACAGGCCAGCAGCCAAAAUGAAGGCUUGACUAUUGACCUGAAGAAUUUUAGAAAACCAGGAGAGAAGACCUUCACCCAACGAAGCCGUCUUUUUGUGGGAAAUCUUCCUCCCGACAUCACUGAGGAAGAAAUGAGGAAACUAUUUGAGAAAUAUGGAAAGGCAGGCGAAGUCUUCAUUCAUAAGGAUAAAGGAUUUGGCUUUAUCCGCUUGGAAACCCGAACCCUAGCGGAGAUUGCCAAAGUGGAGCUGGACAAUAUGCCACUCCGUGGAAAGCAGCUGCGUGUGCGCUUUGCCUGCCAUAGUGCAUCCCUUACAGUUCGAAACCUUCCUCAGUAUGUGUCCAACGAACUGCUGGAAGAAGCCUUUUCUGUGUUUGGCCAGGUAGAGAGGGCUGUAGUCAUUGUGGAUGAUCGAGGAAGGCCCUCAGGAAAAGGCAUUGUUGAGUUCUCAGGGAAGCCAGCUGCUCGGAAAGCUCUGGACAGAUGCAGUGAAGGCUCCUUCCUGCUAACCACAUUUCCUCGUCCUGUGACUGUGGAGCCCAUGGACCAGUUAGAUGAUGAAGAGGGACUUCCAGAGAAGCUGGUUAUAAAAAACCAGCAAUUUCACAAGGAACGAGAGCAGCCACCCAGAUUUGCACAGCCUGGCUCCUUUGAGUAUGAAUAUGCCAUGCGCUGGAAGGCACUCAUUGAGAUGGAGAAGCAGCAGCAGGACCAAGUGGACCGCAACAUCAAGGAGGCUCGUGAGAAGCUGGAGAUGGAGAUGGAAGCUGCACGCCAUGAGCACCAGGUCAUGCUAAUGAGACAGGAUUUGAUGAGGCGCCAAGAAGAACUUCGGAGGAUGGAAGAGCUGCACAACCAAGAGGUGCAAAAACGAAAGCAACUGGAGCUCAGGCAGGAGGAAGAGCGCAGGCGCCGUGAAGAAGAGAUGCGGCGGCAGCAAGAAGAAAUGAUGCGGCGACAGCAGGAAGGAUUCAAGGGAACCUUCCCUGAUGCGAGAGAGCAGGAGAUUCGGAUGGGUCAGAUGGCUAUGGGAGGUGCUAUGGGCAUAAACAACAGAGGUGCCAUGCCCCCUGCUCCUGUGCCAGCUGGUACCCCAGCUCCUCCAGGACCUGCCACUAUGAUGCCGGAUGGAACUUUGGGAUUGACCCCACCAACAACUGAACGCUUUGGUCAGGCUGCUACAAUGGAAGGAAUUGGGGCAAUUGGUGGAACUCCUCCUGCAUUCAACCGUGCAGCUCCUGGAGCUGAAUUUGCCCCAAACAAACGUCGCCGAUACUAAUAAGUUGCAGUGUCUAGUUUCUCAAAACCCUUAAAAGAAGGACCCUUUUUGGACUAGCCAGAAUUCUACCCUGGAAAAGUGUUAGGGAUUCCUUCCAAUAGUUAGAUCUACCCUGCCUGUACUACUCUAGGGAGUAUGCUGGAGGCAGAGGGCAAGGGAGGGGUGGUAUUAAACAAGUCAAUUCUGUGUGGUAUAUUGUUUAAUCAGUUCUGUGUGGUGCAUUCCUGAAGUCUCUAAUGUGACUGUUGAGGGCCUGGGGAAACCAUGGCAAAGUGGAUCCAGUUAGAGCCCAUUAAUCUUGAUCAUUCCGGUUUUUUUUUUUUUUGUCCAUCUUGUUUCAUUUGCUUGCCCCGCCCCCGAGACGGAGUCUUACUCUGUCGCCCAGGCUGGAGUGUAGUGGCAUGAUCUCGGCUCACUGCAAUCUCUGCCUCCCGGGUUCAAGCUUGUCCAGGUUGAUCUUGAACUCCUGACCUCGUGAUCUACCCACCUCGGCCUCCCAAAAUGCUGGGAUUACAGGGGUGAGCCACCGUGCCCAACCUCACUUGCUUCUUAUCCUUACACUCCCCCAGCCCCAGAGAAACUGCCACAUACACCACAAAAACCAAACAUCCCCCAAUGACCUUAGCCCCAUUGCUCCAUUCACUCCCAGGUGAGAAUUCAGGCAAACGUCCACAAAGGUCACAGGCAGCGUACAUACGGUUCUGUUAUACCCCAUAUAUUACCCCUUCAUGUCCUAAAGAAGACAUUUUCUCUUAGAGAUUUUCAUUUUAGUGUAUCUUUAAAAAAAAAUCUUGUGUUAACUUGCCUCCAUCUUUUUCUUGGGUGAGGACACCCAGGAAUGACCCUUUUGUGUCUAUGAUGUUGCUGUUCACAGCUUUUCUUGAUAGGCCUAGUACAAUCUUGGGAACAGGGUUACUGUAUACUGAAGGUCUGACAGUAGCUCUUAGACUCGCCUAUCUUAGGUAGUCAUGCUGUGCAUUUUUUUUUUCAUUGGUGUACUGUGUUUGAUUUGUCUCAUAUAUUUGGAGUUUUUCUGAAAAAUGGAGCAGUAAUGCAGCAUCAACCUAUUAAAAUACAUUUUAAGCCUUUUAA
Molecule: messenger RNA, 2775 nt
Organism: Homo sapiens (human)
Lineage: Eukaryota; Metazoa; Chordata; Mammalia; Primates; Hominidae
Gene: NONO
Product: non-POU domain containing octamer binding
Exons: 13
Coding region: 268-1683 (471 amino acids)
Biological process (GO): cellular response to angiotensin; circadian rhythm; cellular response to hypoxia
Cellular component (GO): RNA polymerase II transcription regulator complex; nuclear speck; nucleolus
Molecular function (GO): chromatin binding; nucleic acid binding; lncRNA binding
Source: RefSeq, marked reviewed